AUGGACCAGGGUGAAGCUUCCUCGGAUGAACGGGUGAGCGUCAACAUUUUUCUCCCCAGUGGACAAAGUGUUGCAGUGUCAAUUUUGCUGACACAGACAUGUGGUGAUCUUGGAAAAAUAGCUCAGACAUCUUUUGGAAGAGGUUUUCUGCGACUCUUGUCUGCUGAUGGCCAAUUCCUACAUCCCGAUGAUUCACUUCAAAGUGCGGGCCUAGAAGAUGGAAGCAACGUGACUGCUGUGGCACAAAUUCCCAGGCUUGUUGCCACCCAGCUGGCAUUUGCAAUUUGGACUUAUGGUGGCCCGGCCGUUGCCUGGGGCGAUCCAGAAGCUGGCGGCGACUGCGAUACGCAUGGCAAACGGGUGAGGUCUGUCCAAGAACUCGUGGCCGCGGAGUAUGCCAUUGCUGCCAUGCUAACCAAUGGGCACGUUGUUUCUGGGGGUGAUCCUGGCAGUGGUGGCUAUGUUUGGGAUUCGCGUCUGCGAGACGUAAAGGAGCUGGUAGCUGCGGAUGAUGCCUUUGCCGCUCUGAGGGCCGAUGGAUCAGUGGUAACCUUCGGAGAUGCUUCGGUGGAUUGCAGUAGUUUGCAAGAGAAGUUGAAAGGCGUGGUGAAACUUGCCGCGUCUUGCGCAGCAUUUGCUGCUAUCCUUUCCACUGGUGGCGUGGUGACCUGGGGCAAGGCCGAUUUUGGAGGAAACUCCAGCCAGGUCCAGGAUCAACUUCGGAACGUGAAGGAGAUAGUCGGGAAGAUCCGCAACUCUGCCUUCACGGCUCUGGGAGAGGAUGGGCAAGUGCUGGCCACCUGGGGGUCUUCAAGGUGUUGUGCCAGCAAAGAAGUCCUAAAGCAGCUGAAGAAUGUGAAAGUGAAGAACAUCGAUUGCACUGCGCUUGCGUGGGCCGUAGUUUCGCAAAAUGGAGAAGUGUUCACCUGGGGCAUGCCUUGCAGUGGAGGGGAUAGCCGAGAUGUUCAAGAUCGCUUGCAGAAUGUUACCAAAGUGGUGGCUUCUCAUGCCGCCUUCGCGGCACUUCUGGAAGAUGGAUCAGUGGUUUCUUGGGGUGAUCCACUUUUUGGAGGCGAUGACCUUGAAGUUCGUGCUGAGCUGAAAAAUAUCGUGAAGCUCUUUUCUUGCUACAACAUGUUUCUUGCCAUCAGGCAAGAUGGAAAAGCCAUCAGGUGGGGCGACCCUGCGGUCAAUGAGAUUUGGGAACACCAUGGAGGCCAUCUUCACGUUGAGCCUCUCUUGGGUAAUCUGCAGGAUUUUGCCGGCAACGACCGUGCCUUUGCUGCUGUGCUGACGGAUGGUUCGGUUCUGACCUGGGGGGAUCCCAAAACCGGUGGCGACGACAAGGAACUUCAGGAGACCAUUGAGUGCAUCUUGGGCAGCAGAGUGCCGACUCCCUACGAACUAAGUGGCGAGGAGAGCACAGGAGACUCGGGCAACAGCCACGUGAUGGACGGCUGA
Molecule: messenger RNA, 1461 nt
Organism: Cladocopium goreaui
Lineage: Eukaryota; Dinophyceae; Suessiales; Symbiodiniaceae
Source: the annotation of a GenBank genome assembly